UCACCGGCGCCACUGGUAGUCUUGGAUCGCACAUGGUCGCCCAUUAUGCCAACCUUCCAACCGUAUCCUCGGUUAUAGCUUUCAAUCGGCGCAACCGAUCUUCGGACUUGGAUCCUCUCGGACGCCAGCUCGCUGCUCUCAAAUCACGGGACCUUACUCUUUCUCCUUCAGCAUCGGCAAAGAUUUCCGUGUUCGAGGUAGAUAUGA
This is a messenger RNA of Bipolaris maydis ATCC 48331, 207 nucleotides long. The record is from RefSeq and is a predicted model, not a curated record. NCBI's taxonomy places the organism in Eukaryota, Fungi, Ascomycota, Dothideomycetes, Pleosporales, Pleosporaceae.